Molecule: messenger RNA, 1731 nt
Organism: Plasmodium fragile
Lineage: Eukaryota; Apicomplexa; Aconoidasida; Haemosporida; Plasmodiidae
Product: cysteine proteinase
Exons: 1
Coding region: 1-1731 (576 amino acids)
Cellular component (GO): lysosome
Molecular function (GO): cysteine-type endopeptidase activity
Source: RefSeq, a predicted model, not a curated record
AUGGUGCAAAGUAUCGGAAUUAUGAACCUGACCAAGUCCAGCUUGGAGGCCCUGAACAGAAACGAAAUGCUCGCCAAAAAGAGCAAUAGGAAAAUUGUGAAGAACUGCAUGUACGCAAUUCUAACAUUUGUAAUGUGCGGUGUAGUGUACAUAUGCUUUACUACGAUGUCGAGAAAUGAUGGGAGGCAUUACCAGAGCAGCAACCUGAAAGGUCCUUAUUUCAUCCCUGGUGAUGGAAAUAUCCUCAGCAAGGCUGAAAUAGAAACCCUGAAAUUAAUCUUUUCAAAAUACCCUCAAGGGGAUAAAGAUGUAGCCGGUAAUGAUGUGGGAACACUAGCAAAUGGCGCCAUACCUAAUGAACAAGAUGAAAAGAUAAAAAUUGCAGACGCCGGAAAGCACAUCAAAUUGAUGAAGAAGUAUAACGAAAUUGCGGCCGACAUGAGUGAGCAGAACAGAGAACAGUUAGCAAAAAUGUUAAAGGAACUGUUGAAAAAAAAAAUAAAUGAGAAUAAAAAAAAAAGAAAUGACCUAAAUGGUAAUGGUGAAGAAGGAAAAGAAGAUAUCCAUAUGAGCUUGACCAAAUUAAAUGACAACAGAGGAGUCGGCCCCAACGACGAUGAUAAUGACGACGACGAAGAGUUGAGCGUGGAGCAUAUCGAAGGUCUAUUCAUGAACCUGAAAUACGCGUCGAAAUUUUUUAAGUUCAUGAAGAAGUAUAACAGAAGCUAUAAAGACACCACUGAGCAGAUGGAGAAAUAUGAAAAUUUCAAAAUGAACUAUCUCAAAAUUAAGAAGCACAACGAAACGAACCAAAUAUACAAAAUGAGAAUAAACCAGUUUGGUGAUUAUUCUAAGAAAGAUUUUCAGAGUUAUUUUAAAAAAUUGCUUCCCAUCCCUGAAGACUUGAAGAAGAAAUAUGUAGUGCCUUUCGGUUCUUUGCAUAACGAAAAAGGUAGAAAAAUGGAUAGCAACAAAUAUGCAAACCCUAUUAACGAUAUGCCCGAUAUAUUGGACUACAGAGAAAAAGGAAUUGUACAUGAACCCAAGGAUCAAGGACUAUGUGGUUCGUGCUGGGCAUUUGCCAGUGUAGGAAAUGUUGAAUGCAUAUAUGCCAAGGAACAUGAAAAAACCAUUUUAACUUUGAGUGAACAAGAAAUUGUAGAUUGUUCAAAAUUAAAUUUCGGUUGUGAUGGUGGACACCCAUUUUAUUCAUUCAUUUAUGCCAUCGAAAAUGGAAUAUGCUUAGGAGCAGACUAUAAAUAUAUGGCUAAGGAUAAUUUGUUUUGUCUGAAUUAUAGAUGUAAGAACAAAAUCAACCUUUCCUCUGUUGGUGGGGUCAAAGAAAACGAAUUGAUACGUGCAUUAAAUGAAGUAGGUCCAGUGUCUGUCAAUGUCGGUGUGACGGAUGAUUUCACCUUUUACGAUGGAGGUAUAUUCAAUGGCACAUGUACAGAAGAAUUAAACCACUCUGUUCUUCUGGUCGGUUAUGGCCAAGUGCAGACCAGCAAAAUUUUUGAACACAAUAAUAUUUAUGAUGAUGCCACUGGAGUCACGAAAGAGGGAGCGCUAGCUGCGCCAAAGGCCGAUGAUGGUAUUCAGUACUACUGGAUUAUCAAAAAUUCGUGGAGUAAAUAUUGGGGAGAAAACGGAUUCAUGAGACUUAGUCGAAACAAGGCGGGAGACAACGUGUUUUGUGGAGUUGGUGUUGAAGUUUUCUACCCAAUUUUGUAA